GCCGUUCAGUAGGUUGGUAAGUGUCGGAUGUUCCGUGUGUGUGACUUAUUUAAAAGUAUUAUUACACUCGGUUGUAUUCGUCCAUUCGUUUGUUUUGUUUUUAAUUUUUAAUUUUCAUUCAAAACAAAAACGAAGUUAAUUUACAGUAUUAUUAAUUGUAAUAGCAACGGACACGCAUAAAUCGUCAAAUUUAUUUAAAACAUUAAGUGGUUUUUACUGACAUAAAAUAAUAUUAAUACAGUAUACGUUGUUUUUUUUUACAAUUGUACGGGUUUUUCAUGUCUCGCACACGUGAUCACAACAGUCGUUUUGUAUGUUGGUGACGACGGUUUUUUUUUGAUUAAAUUUUGUUUGUUCAUACAUUGAGGAUAUAAAUCAUCAUAUAAACAUGUGCGAUUUACGAACCAACAAUGGAGAGUCCAUGUUCGAUGACAUUGACAUGGGACUUAAGUCUAUACUAGACGAAUCAUUCCAUCCAUUUUUCCCGGGUAAGAAAACUCAAUCAGUGGCCAACGUCCCAAAAAGAGUCAACCGCAAAUCUUCAGGUAAAGCUUGUGGAGUGCCCAGAGAUGGCAAUACCGAUAAAAAAGAAGAAACUGAGCUUUUGUGGACUAACGUCGUAGAAUCUCAGUCAGCAUUUUUGGGACCGAACCUAUGGGACAACAAAACCAUACCAUACGACAAUGACCUCAAGUAUUGCGACCUCGACGAAUUCCUGUCCGAAAACGGAUUGCCAGUGGAAGGCGACCAUCAGAACGGAACGACCGCGGGCAACGUCAAUCCGGGCACCGUAGUGGCGGUCAACCACCAGGGUGGGCCCAUCAUGCCAGGCGCCAACAACCGCUUGUCGUCGCCGCCGCCACCGGCUUCCAUACAUCCGAUACAACACUUGCAGACAAAUGGUGUGGCGGGCGUGGGCGUCAUACUGACCAAGCGCGAACCGUCUCCGUCGCCCAGCGAACCGCUCAGCCCGAUCACCAUAAACCCGGCAUCACCAGCAGAUUCAACAUUGUCGUUCGCGUCGUCCAGCAGAGACUUCGACCCGAGAACAAGGCCGUUUUCCGACGAAGAAUUGAAGCCGCAGCCAAUGGUAAAGAAAUCAAGGAAACAGUUUGUACCGGAUGGGCUGAAAGAUGAGAAAUACUGGGCAAGACGUAGAAAAAACAACAUGGCGGCAAAGCGAUCGAGAGACGCGAGACGAAUGAAAGAGAACCAAAUUGCAUUGAGAGCAGGGUUUUUAGAAAAAGAGAACAUGGGCCUUCGACAAGAGAUGGAACGUUUAAAGAAAGAAAAUUUAGCACUCCGAGAUCGUCUUUCAAAGUUCGAGAUCUAAAAUAUUUCCCGUGGAUUUGUAUGCACCAUAGUAUCCUUACCCUCUGUGUUUUCGAAAAAAGAAAUACCUUACCCAAAUUAUCGUUACUAUUUACCGCACCGUUGACAGUCAGCUCGUUAAUAAACUGCAAUCACUCUUCUAACGCACCGCGGUGGUCGCCUAUAAAGGAGUUGUGUAUAGAAAUGAGUUAUAUUAUUAUUACGUUAUAGUUCAAAAAAAUUAAAAAUGCGUAUAACCAUAUAUAUGUAUACAAUAAUAUGUAAUGAAUAUUAUUGCUAUAACGCAACUGAUCUCAAUUCCAAAUACGAAAGAAAUUCCACACACAAUAUCAUCAAACAAUUGAUCAGAUUCUCAAGAACAAUAUAUAAAUUUGUCAAUACAACAACACUGGAUACUAUAAUAACAUGUAAAACAAAGUUAAUUUUCCCCCGAGUAUAAACUUACAAUAGCUUUUAAGUCGAUGUACAUGGUUUUUGUUGUUCUGUAUAUAAAAUAGGUCUACAAUUAUUAAAUUAUUAAUUAUAUUAUUAUUAUUUUAUUUUAUUUUAUUUUAUUAUUAUUAUUAUAAAUCGUCCUAUUUAUAUGUUUUUAUAAAAAUGAAAUGCGUGUUAACCUGACAUAUUAUAUUAAUAUAGUCUUGAUAAGUAUAAAAAAAUAUUAUAAACGUAAAAAAAAUAAUUCAUAGGUACAAGAUAAGACUUUAUAUAAUGCUAAUUGAGAAAAAAAAAACAGGAUUUAAUUUCGUUUUAUUCUUUUUUUUUUUUUAUCAGUUGCAUUGGUCAUUAAAAUAUAUUGAAAAUUGACCCUAAAGAUGCAAUUUAUUUCAUUACAUUGUUAAUAUACUGUAGUGGACGAUAUGAUUUCUUUAGUGAAGUUUUAAGGGAUCUGUUUUCGUUUUACAUCUAUAUCGUUGCGUGGGGAUUUGUUUUAUUUAUUUAUGCUUCCAAUAUUGUAUAACAUGUCAAUUAAUUCAUAAGAUCAUCACAAAUUAAUUAUUAAUUGUUUUAUUUUAAUAUGUAUAGAUUUCUUAAAUAUAUAAUAUAUAUAUUAUAUAAUUAUCCUUCCUCCUCAUUAUGAUUGACGAGCGUUUUUAAUAUGUUUAGUUUUACCAUUAUUAUUUAAUUGUUUGAUUAGAUACUUAUCUUUUUCUUUAUUAUUAUUUUUUUUUAGCAAUUAAGUGUUGAUUUUUAAAAAUGUUUAUUUGUAGACAUUUAAAUGAUUAUUGACAGCUCGCUUAUUGUUUCAUAGGAUUAUUUAAUUAGGCUUUAGAAUAUUAAGGUAUUUGUUCUAAGGAUCAUAUUUGAUAUUUUGUGAAUAGUUACUUUUUUUUAUAAUACUUUAAUAAAAUAUAAUACCUAAUUGUAAUUUUGUUUGAAAAAAAAACAAACGUAUGGGUCAGGGCUGCUGUAAGAUUUUCUUUUUUUUUUCUUUUUUUUUUUAUAUAAAUAUAUAUAUAUGAACUUCAUAUAUACAUAACAUUGUUGUCAAAUUAUAAUUAUUUCCAAAAAUGUUAUUGUUUUGCAUGAAUAUUGAAUAUACACGAAAUGACCAUUA
This is a messenger RNA of Rhopalosiphum padi (bird cherry-oat aphid), 2887 nucleotides long. Its product is annotated as hepatic leukemia factor-like. Gene Ontology annotation, molecular function: RNA polymerase II cis-regulatory region sequence-specific DNA binding; DNA-binding transcription factor activity, RNA polymerase II-specific. The record is from RefSeq and is a predicted model, not a curated record. The transcript is spliced from 7 exons. Gene Ontology annotation, cellular component: nucleus. Lineage: Eukaryota; Metazoa; Arthropoda; Insecta; Hemiptera; Aphididae. Gene Ontology annotation, biological process: regulation of transcription by RNA polymerase II. The coding region runs from base 389 to 1333 and encodes 314 amino acids.